AUGUCUGACUUCUCUACAGAGCUCAAGCCAGCAGACCCGCAAGGUCCAAACGUCCUGAGCCAAGAAAGAGCACGUUCUGACAUUGAUAUCAACCAACUAGCACAACACUUAUUGCACAGAGGAGAUUUCCUGCAAAGGCAGAAGAAGAUUCUCAGCGUGAUCGAGAAACGUCCAUACUUCUGCAAAAAAAAUCAGCUCAAUCUUGCAAGGCCAGACAGAUAUCACCUUGGCUUGGCGAGAGCCAAAGAAUUGAGGCGAUUAUCCUUGGAACAUGGCUGGGACAUUGACGAUUAUAAGAUGGCUGACUACCUCGCGGAUGAAAUGGCGCCAUACGCUCUACAGACAGUCAUGUUCGCCACGUCGAUCCGAGAGCAGUGCAACGAGGAACAAAUGAAAUAUUGGCUACCAAAAGUGGAGAAUUGGGAGAUCAUCGGCUGUUAUGGUCAGACAGAGCUCGGACACGGCAGCAAUGUUAGAGGAAUAGAGUGCACAGCAACGUGGAACCAGGAGACGAAAGAUUUCACGAUUCACAGUCCCACCUUGACCGCAUCAAAAUGGUGGAAUGGCUCUCUGGGCCGUACUGCGAACCAUGCUAUUGUUGUCGCUCAGCUGAUGCUUCCUGAUGAGAAGACUGGAAAGCUCAAAUCUCAUGGUCCGCAUCAAUUCAUCGUUCAGAUUCGUGAUAUGAAAACUCAUAAACCACUGGAAGGCAUAGUCAUCGGCGAUAUUGGCCCCAAAUAUGGCUAUACAGCAAUGGAUAAUGGUUAUAUGCUAUUCAAGAAUUUCAGAGUCUCUCAUUCAGCACUACUGUCACGGUACUCAGGAGUAGAUUCGGAGUCUGGUAUGUACAUCAAACCUAAGAAUCAGGCACUUGUCUAUGGUUCUUUGACUUAUGUUCGUGCACAAAUUAUCAUGCAUGCACGUCUGGUACUGGCUAGAGCAUGCACAAUCGCCGUCCGCUACCUAUCAAUACGGCGACAGUUUGCAGACCGUGAUGCGAAAGAUGACGCUGCAGAAGUUGCUGUGCUGAAUUAUCCGACUGUCCAGAUACGAAUAUUGCCUCUGCUCGCCACUACAUACGCGCUCCAUUACACAGGAGAAGCUAUGUUCAACCUUUACUGGAACACUAGAGAAGAGAUUGAAAAAGGUGGAGAUACAUCGAGGCUUGCCGAGAUGCACGCUGCUUCUUCAGGACUCAAGUCUUGCUGCACAAUGUUGGCGGCAGAUGGUAUCGAGGUCUGCCGUCGAGCGAUGGGCGGUCAUGGCUUCGGCGGUGGAAGUGGCAUCAUUCCACUCAACAACGACUAUCUCUCAAAGCCGACGGUCGAGGGAGACAACUGGAUGAUCACCCAACAAACAGCCAGCUAUCUCAUCAAGCGCAUGACAGAAUCAGUCAAAGAUCCAUAUCCAACCGCAAAAGCAGGCGAGCCAAUUGACGGACAAUUCCGGUUGUACUUACAGAAUCAACAGGCCAGUAAGCGCUUCGACAUCUACAGCACCGAAAAAGAUAUUGUCCGAGCCUUUGAACAUCGUGUUUCUUUCCUGUCGCAUCAAGCCUACCAAGCACGAGUCGAGAAGAAACAGCCCUGGACCAGCCUCAUGAUCAGCUUACACCGUCUGGCUCGCGCCUUCUCAGAGUCUCUUCUCGUCGCCAACUUCCACAAGGCCAUCUUUGAGUCGGCACCGAAUCCGCCACUUGCUGAGCCAACUCAGAAUGUCAUGAAGGACCUCUUCCGUCUUUUUGCACUCUUCACGAUCGACGCUCAGUCUUCGGAAUUCAUCCUGUCUGGUGCGCUGCAGCCUGAACAACUACAUGAGUUGACUCCCACGAUCCAGAAGUUGAUGGAAGCUAUCCGUCCUCAUGCUGUGAGGUUGGUUGAUGCAUGGAGUAUACCUGACUAUCUGCUCGAGAGUGCGUUGGGACGCUACGAUGGUGAUGUCUAUAAUGCACUAUGGCAGAAAGCACAUUUGGAAAACCCGUUGAAUCUGCAGACGUUCAAUCCGGACUGGAAUACGGAGGAGAUAGUCAUGGGUGAGGGAGCUGACAAUGCAAGAGGGCGUAUUAAGAAGCUUGCACUGGGUGUCUACGGCCACGAGCAGCGUGCAGAUGCAAAAGCGAAGCUGUGA
Messenger RNA from Lithohypha guttulata, 2127 nucleotides. RefSeq lists its product as uncharacterized. Gene Ontology annotation, cellular component: peroxisome. Gene Ontology annotation, molecular function: acyl-CoA oxidase activity; fatty acid binding; FAD binding. Gene Ontology annotation, biological process: fatty acid beta-oxidation using acyl-CoA oxidase; lipid homeostasis. The transcript has a single exon. NCBI's taxonomy places the organism in Eukaryota, Fungi, Ascomycota, Eurotiomycetes, Chaetothyriales, Trichomeriaceae. The record is from RefSeq and is a predicted model, not a curated record. Bases 1 to 2127 code for a protein of 708 amino acids.